AUCCAAGGGACCAGGCCCUUCUCUUUGUCUGCUGCUGCCAGAGCCAUCCUGGGGAUGGGCAGGUGGGGAGGUGACGGCGGGAAGCAGAAGCUCACCUUGCAGGACGUGGCAGAGCUGAUUGGGAAGAAGGAGUGUCGGCGAGUGGUGGUGAUGGCUGGCGCUGGGAUCAGCACCCCCAGUGGCAUCCCGGAUUUUAGGUCCCCGGGGAGCGGCCUCUACAGUAACCUCGAGCAGUACAACAUCCCUUACCCUGAAGCCAUCUUUGAGCUGAUGUAUUUCUUUGUCAACCCUAAACCCUUUUUCACCUUGGCCAAGGAGCUCUACCCUGGCAACUACAGACCCAACUACGCCCACUAUUUCCUGAGACUCCUGCACGACAAAGGGCUCCUCCUGCGCCUCUACACCCAGAACAUUGACGGGCUGGAGAGAGCUGCUGGGAUCCCUCCCGAUAAGCUGGUGGAAGCCCACGGCACCUUUGCCACUGCCACUUGUACGGUCUGUCGAAGGAAGUUCCCAGGAGAGGACUUCAGGGGGGACGUCAUGGCAGACAAGGUCCCUCGCUGUCCCGUCUGCACCGGAGUCAUCAAGCCCGACAUUGUCUUCUUUGGCGAGGAGCUCCCGCAGCGCUUCUUCCUGCACGUGACAGACUUCCCCAUGGCAGACCUGCUCUUCGUCAUCGGGACGUCCCUGGAGGUGGAGCCCUUUGCCAGCCUGGCAGGAGCUGUUCGUGGCUCCAUCCCCCGAGUCCUUAUCAACCGAGAUCUCGUAGGCCCCUUCGCCUGGCAGCAACGCUACAAUGACGUAGCCCAGCUCGGGGACGUGGUCAGUGGGGUUGAGAAGCUGGUGGAGCUGCUGGACUGGAAUGAAGAGAUGCAAACACUGAUUCAGAAGGAAAAAGAAAAGCUGGAUGCAAAAGACAAAUAGGAGAGCUGGCUCCCUGCUGCUGGGGAGCCACCUUCGCCUUCUAAAGGAGAUGGUGUCGUGCCCAGCGUGGGCAGAGAAGGAGAUCACGGCAGGGAGCUGCGGGAGAGGCCGUCCGGCUCUGCAGCAGCAAAUCCACACAGCACUGGCGUGCCGGGGAGGAUGCUGGUGGCUCAGGCCAGCCUGGGAGC
Molecule: messenger RNA, 1112 nt
Organism: Antrostomus carolinensis (chuck-will's-widow)
Lineage: Eukaryota; Metazoa; Chordata; Aves; Caprimulgiformes; Caprimulgidae
Gene: SIRT3
Product: sirtuin 3
Exons: 6
Coding region: 55-924 (289 amino acids)
Cellular component (GO): nucleus
Molecular function (GO): histone deacetylase activity, NAD-dependent; NAD+ binding
Source: RefSeq, a predicted model, not a curated record